Messenger RNA from Ruditapes philippinarum (Manila clam), 1995 nucleotides. RefSeq names its product probable ATP-dependent RNA helicase DHX35. The coding region runs from base 154 to 1995 and encodes 613 amino acids. The transcript is spliced from 22 exons. NCBI's taxonomy places the organism in Eukaryota, Metazoa, Mollusca, Bivalvia, Venerida, Veneridae. The record is from RefSeq and is a predicted model, not a curated record. Gene Ontology annotation, molecular function: RNA binding. Gene Ontology annotation, cellular component: intracellular anatomical structure; catalytic step 2 spliceosome.
UGAUUUUCACGUUUAUUAUUUUUACACGCACCUUCAAAAAAAUACGGGAAACGUUUUUGAACACAAAAACAACAUUUGACAAGGAUAAAAUAGCUAUUAUGAGAAAGGUUCGAAUUGUCAACGGGCAGAAAGUUAAAAUAUCUCUCAAGUAAAAUGAUCAAGAAGCCGAAAUUUUGGAAACCAGGAGAGACAGCUCCAGGGCAAAGUCUCGAAGAAGAAAGAAAGUCUGGAAAAGAGACUGACAGCCAGGUUGCUGUGUAUAAUCCCAAUGUAUCACUAUCCAUUGAACAGCAGAGACAAAAACUUCCCAUAUUUAAAGUGAGGAACCAUAUCUUGUACCUUGUGGAGAAAUAUCAGACUGUGGUUAUAGUUGGAUCAACAGGUUGUGGUAAAAGCACUCAGAUUCCUCAGUAUUUAUUGGAGGCAGGUUGGUGUAAGGAAGGCCAUUUAAUUGGUGUGACACAGCCUAGGAGAGUAGCAGCUAUAACAGUUGCCAGCAGGAUAGCAGAAGAGCGUGGGACAUUACUGGGUGGAGAAAUUGGUUAUCUUAUCAGAUUUGAUGAUUGUUGUGAUGAAACCACUAGCGUAAAGUGUAUGACAGAUGGGAUGUUGAUAAGGGAGAUAAUGAAAGACCCAUUGUUAUCAAGAUACAGUGUGCUACUGUUAGAUGAGGUGCAUGAGAGAACAUUGUAUACAGAUAUAAUUCUUGGCCUUAUAAGAAAGAUUCAACAGAAGAGAGAAGAUUUACAUGUUAUAGUGGCGUCUGCAACAUUAGAUGCUGAGGAAAUCAAGGAUUUUUUCAACAGAAAUGAAACAGAUGACAAAAGUCUAGACACGGCAGCUAUUCUAAGUAUAGAAGGAAGAGCAUUUCCUGUUGAUAUUCAUUAUACCAUAGAUCCAGUACCAGAUUAUAUCAAGGCAACUGUAGAUACAAUUGUGAAGCUUCAUCGUAAUGAGAAACCCGGAGACGUUCUCGCUUUCCUCACAGGAAUGGAUGAAGUUGGCACAGUCACAAGAAUGCUGAUAGAAGAAGCAAAGCAGUUGCUGAAGAAACCAGAUGCAAUGAGAAUGAAAAUAGUUCCAAUGCACGGCAGUCUGCCUGCUGCAGAACAGAUGAAGGCUUUUGAAAGGACACCAAAGAAUUGUCGUAAAAUAGUUGUAGCUACCAACAUAGCGGAAACUUCUAUCACAAUAAAUGGCAUAGUGUAUAUUGUUGAUUGUGGGUUUGUGAAAAUAAGGACAUACCAUCCAAAAACAGGCAUAGAAAGUUUAGUGAUUGUACCAGUGUCACAGGCAUCUGCCAAUCAGAGGGCUGGUAGGGCAGGACGUGUACGGGCAGGCAAAGCUUACAGACUGUUUACAGAGGCUGAUUAUGAUAAAUUACCGGAGGCCACAGUGCCAGAGAUGCAGAGAUCAGACCUGGCUCCUGUUAUACUCCAGCUCAAAGCUUUGGGUAUUGCAAAUGUGUUAAGGUUCCAUUUUCUAUCAGCACCCCCAGCUCAGAACAUGGUGCGAGGCCUGGAACUGUUGUAUGCACUUGGAGCUUUAGAUGACAAUGGCAAUCUAACAUCUCCGCUGGGUCUUAGAAUGGCGGAGUUUCCUCUUACACCAAUGUUUUCUAAGAUGUUGCUUGUCUCAGGAGAGUUUGGUUGUUCAGAGGAGGCGGUUAUCAUAGCGGCCAUGUCACAGAUACAGAAUGUGUUUGUAUCACCUAGUGGACAGAAACAUACAGCUAAUCGAAUCAGAAGAAAGUUUUCAGUUGAAGAAGGGGACCAUGUAUCAUUAGUGAAUGUAUACAGAGCUUUUAUUAAGUAUGAUAAAUCAGCAAAAUGGUGUCAUGAGAACUUACUAAAUUUUAAAGGCCUGGUGCGUGCUACAGAGAUUCGAGAACAAUUGCUGAGGAUGAUAAAAAGGUUUAACAUACCUGUGAUAUCAUGUGAAGGUAGGUGGACAAUAAAUGACACCAGUCCUCAAGGUUUCAAGACAUUUUCAUGA